GUGAGCUGUGUACAACACAUAAGCCAGAGGAGCGCUUUGGAAAUAAGGUUUCAGCAUCAAACGCCGUCCCUGUCUUCUUCUUCUUUGUGGUAUAUUUAGAAACUGCAAAAAGAGGGGAGCCGCUUUAAUGCGGCAUAUCGUUGGCGCAGACUGACAGCCAGCUAAUUUUGGCCACUACACACAUCUGUAACCAUGACAGCAGAGGAGACCAUCAACAUUAAGGAGGCAGAAGUGAUCAAGCUCGUCCUGGACUUCCUUAACUCCAGGAGGCUCCACAUCAGCAUGCUGGCCUUGGAGAAGGAGAGUGGAGUUAUUAAUGGACUCUACUCUGAUGACAUGCUCUUCCUCAGGCAGCUCAUUCUGGAUGGCCAGUGGGAGGAGGUGCUUCAGUUUAUUCAGCCUUUAGAGGGAAUGGACAAAUUUGAUAAGAAACGGUUUCGUUACAUCAUCCUGAAGCAGAAGUUCCUUGAAGCUUUGUGUGUAAAUAAUGCCAUGUCAGCUGCUGAAGAUCCUCAUAACCUGGAGCUCACCAUGGAAGAGGCAGUUAAGUCCCUCCACAGUCUGGAGGAGUUCUGCCCAACCAAGGAAGACUACAGCAAGUUGUGUCUGCUCCUCACCCUGCCGUGCCUUACCCACCACGCAGAGUUCAAAGACUGGAAUCCAAGCACGGCUCGUGUCCAUUGCUUCGAGGAGGCCUGUGCAAUGGUAGCUGAGUUCAUCCCUGCAGACAGGAAGCUGAGCGAGGCCGGCUUCAGGGCAAGUGGGAACCGCCUCUUCCAGUUGCUCAUCAAAGGGAUCCUUUAUGAGUGCUGUGUUGAGUUCUGUCAGAGUAAAGCUACAGGUGAGGAGAUCAGAGAGGGUGAAGUGCUGCUCGGCUUGGAUUUGCUGUGUGGGAACGGCUGUGAUGAGCUGGAUUUGUCAUUGCUCUCCUGGCUGCAGAACCUCUCCUCAGGUGCCUUCACCUGUGCCUUCCAGCAAAAGACCCUCGACAUCCACGUAGACCGCCUGGUUAAACCCAGCAAGGCUGGAUACGCCGAUCUCCUCACUCCAUUAAUCAGCCGUCUGUCUCCCUGCCCCACUUCGCCUUUUCGUCAGCGACCUCAUUCAGCUGACACCUACAUGUCCAGAUCGCUCAACCCAGCACUGGAUGGCCUGUCCCAUGGCCUGGCAGCCCAGGAUAAGAGGGGCGUGGAGGCCAGUGUGAAGUCUAACCUUAGCAGGAGCCUUGUGGAGAACAAUGUGCAUCAGCAGGAUGAUUCACCAGAGAGGAAACACCCACAGGGGCUGGAUGGGCCCAACACAACACGCACCCCACUAACACCUGGAAAAGAUGGCGGACCACCCUGCAGCACAGAAACUCAUGAGCGUCGUGAUUCCACAGAACACAUCCAAGAAUAUUACAGGCAGCGUCUGCGAGUGCAGCAGCACCUGGAACAGAAGCAGCAGCAGAGGCAGCUUUACCAGCAGAUGCUCCUGGAAGGAGGAGUGAAGCCUCAGGAUGGAGCCCAACACAACCUAACUGAAACAUUCCUCACCAGAUCCAUUCAGAGGUUGGAAGAGAUGAAUGUUGGCAUUGACCUUAAAGGAGACGAAGUGGUAACUCAUUUGGGCCAGCACUGGAAUGGAGUGACAGGGAACAACAACAGCUCGAGCCCAAAGACAACCAACAUGCGCCAUACCUCAGAUGGGCAGUCGGGGGACAAGGCAGGUGGGGUUAGCAGCAGCGCUGGAAACCAUGGUUCGCCUUCACUCAAUGCGUCCUCAGUUCCUCCCAGUCAAAGUGCUGAAAAACUCAAAGCACCUGGGCCCACAAUUCAGGAUGAUUCUUGCUCCUCUACAACACGUGACACACAGGAGCCUAGGAAGGCGAAAACACAGUUUGUCAAGGUGAACCAGUUGGAGGACACACAGGCGGUCCGUGCGGUGGCCUUCCAUCCCUCUGGAAAACUUUAUGCUGUCGGCUCCAACUCAAAAACCCUGAGAGUUUGCGCCUACCCAGAAACAUUGACUACAAGUGGUUCUGCAGCGAUCAAGCAGCCAGCUGUGCGCUUCAGACGGAACAAACAUCACAAGGGCUCCAUCUACUGCGUAGCCUGGAGUCACUGUGGACAGCUGCUGGCAACUGGCUCCAAUGACAAAUACGUCAAGGUCUUGCCAUUCAAUGCAGACAGCUGCAAUGCUACAGGCCCAGAUCUGGAGUUCAGCAUGCAUGAUGGUACCAUAAGAGACCUGGCUUUUAUGGAGGGCCCUGAGAGUGGAGGAUCCAUCUUGAUCAGUGCUGGGGCUGGAGACUGCAACAUCUACACCACUGACUGUCAGAGAGGACAGGGUCUACAUGCCCUGAGUGGACACACAGGUCACAUUCUGACUCUGUUUACAUGGGGCGGUUGGAUGAUCGCCUCUGGCUCCCAGGACAAGACAGUCCGGUUCUGGGACUUACGAGUACCCAGUUGUGUUCGGGUGGUGGGCACAACUCUGCAUGGCUCAGGCAGUGCAGUUGCAUCAGUGGCUGUGGAUCCCAGUGGCCGUCUGCUGGCCACUGGUCAGGAGGACAGUACCUGCAUGUUGUACGACAUUAGAGGAGGCCGCAUAGUCCAGACGUGCCGCCCCCACAGCAGUGACAUUCGCUCUGUACGCUUCUCACCUGGAGCCCAUCAUCUCCUCACUGGGUCCUAUGACAACAGAAUCAUCAUCAGUGACCUUCAAGGUGACCUGACAAAGCCCCUCCCUCAGACCGUAGCAGGGGAGCACUGGGAUAAGGUGAUCCAGUGUAGGUGGCACCCACACGACCGGACUUUCUUAUCAUCAUCUGCCGAUCGAACAGUCAUCCUGUGGGCUCCACACCCCUGACACUCAAAGAAAUAGAGAUGAACAGGAAGAAGUGCAGAAGAAGCGAGUGCAAGAGCAGUGCCUGCAUACGUCCCAGUAUGGUCCCAGUAUGGGAUCACUAAGUGCUGUGAGGUGUGUAUGUGCACUGGUAAAUGUACAUAUCUUGAGCAUCAAGUUCUCUACAUGUUGUUCAGUUUAAAGCUGAAAUCCAUUUUUGAAGCAUCAAGUCACCUAAAAGACAGAAGUUUAUAUCAGUAUGUGUGUGUUUGAAUGCUACUGUAUUUUGUUUGUGUGUGUCUGUGCGUGUCUGCAAAUGUGUGUUACAGUUUGAUUGCAACUGAGGUUAGAGACAUGACAAGAACAUUUAGCAAAUGCCAAAAAAAAGAAGAAAUUUUAGUGUUUCUAUUUGGGAUCCAUAUGAUGCUUAAGCUCUUAAAUGUAUAGGAUGUGUGUGUGUGUAUGUGUGUGUGUUCACUUAUGAGCUUUUUUGCUUGUGGCCCCUGUAAGUACAACGUAAACAUGAAAUAGCAAAAUGGUUAUAAUGAAAUGAAAAACAUGGCAAUCUGAAUGCACAAGUGAGUCCUGCAAGCACAUUUUCAAGUUAGUUUAAUUUUUCUCUCACAGUGCCAAGAAAGAUCUUUGUCAAAGUACCAGUUUAUUAAGGAUUUCAUUUUUGAUGUAACAUCACACCAACAUUUCAGCUGAAUUCAUUGUAGCUCUGCUCUUUUCACUGAUUUCUGUUAGAAGCAGUGAUGGACUCUGUGCUGUGGGAAGAGGCUGCAUUAAGUUAUGCAUAUAAUGUGCCUUUUUGUAACAGUCAGACAUUUUUACAUGUCUUGAUUGGGAUAUUAUUUACUUAUUUGCAUUUAGCUUUUGUGCACACUGAGAUGUAUAAAGUGUUUUUUUUCAUAAGAGAUUAUAUAUAUAUAUAUAUGU
Molecule: messenger RNA, 3765 nt
Organism: Melanotaenia boesemani (Boeseman's rainbowfish)
Lineage: Eukaryota; Metazoa; Chordata; Actinopteri; Atheriniformes; Melanotaeniidae
Product: WD repeat-containing protein 47-like
Exons: 16
Coding region: 193-2850 (885 amino acids)
Molecular function (GO): protein binding
Source: RefSeq, a predicted model, not a curated record